Punica granatum (pomegranate) is the source of this 762-nucleotide messenger RNA. NCBI's taxonomy places the organism in Eukaryota, Viridiplantae, Streptophyta, Magnoliopsida, Myrtales, Lythraceae. The record is from RefSeq and is a predicted model, not a curated record.
GUAAUAAAAGAACGAUGGACGAGUUGAGAAAUAUAGCAAAGGACUACAUAGAAGAUGCCGAUGAAGAUCCUUCAUUCAUGGCUUUGGUGCUUGCAGUUUUCUGUUCCAUGAGCGAAAACGGAAACGGAUCAGUGACUUACGAGGGCUUCCAUUCGUACAUGUUGAUUUCUGGCUUUUCAAGAAUCAACCAUCGGAUCUUCUUCGAGCAACUGGAUCGGGAUGGAGACCAUAAGCUCGAUCUGCUGGAUGUCGCUACUUUCUGCUUAUUAUGCUUCGGAGGGAGGCCGAUAUGUGCAGGAUGCAGUAGCUUUGUCCCGGGAGACCAGUAUCUCACAUGCUUGGCCUGCUUCCUCGAUAGCAAUACCCCGUUCAAUCUCUGCCCUACCUGUCACUACAACAUCAGGCAGCACCUUGACCAUGACCACCUUGAUGACUACAUCGACAACUUUGCCAUGAUCGAAUUGUUGAGGUACAAGGCGAUCGCCACAAAAAAGCAUGUCACAAACGCAGAGAUGGAACCCUCUAUGUCCCGUGAAAUUGCCCAGAUCAACUCCGUCACUGGCUCAUCCACUGCAAUAGCUCCAGCCCGUGAACGACCUCAGAAGUUUCACUGGAGAGACGGAUUCACCCUGGCUCAGCUUGGGAUUGCUCUAGCGAAUGUUAUAAUCGCCAUCUGUAGCCUUCUCUGAGGUUUAUAUAUACAUGUACGAAUGACCAAACUUCAUAAGGUUCCAUUUUUUUUUGUUUAUGUUUGGUAAUAGU